This is a messenger RNA of Sus scrofa (pig), 3737 nucleotides long. It is a transcript of the gene DEMA1, whose product is annotated as chromosome 3 C2orf74 homolog. The record is from RefSeq and is a predicted model, not a curated record. NCBI's taxonomy places the organism in Eukaryota, Metazoa, Chordata, Mammalia, Artiodactyla, Suidae.
GUCGGAUUCGUUAACCACUGCGCCACGACGGAAACUCCAGCAGUUUUUUGUUUUUUUUUGUUUUUUUUCCUCCUGCUAAUAUUUCUUAAUGCCAGUUAAAUUCUAAGGCCCAGCUGGAGACCCUAUGAGGGUAGAGAAGAAUUUUUCCUCCCCUAUACUCUCGUCAGCUUAGAAACACCUCAGCUCAUACUUUAAAUCAUCCCUCUUGACCCAACAUUUACCCUUCAGCCACUAUCCUGUUUCUCUAUUCUCCCUCUCAGCAAAAACUGAAUUUUUCCUCAGCAGUGAUCUUCAGAGUUUUUUGCCUACAACACCCUAGAAGAAUUUUGUAAAGUUAUGUACCCCUUUGGCAUGUUUUUAGUUUAACAUUUACAUUUUUUCAUAUUGUUUACAUAGUUGCAAAGGCUGUGAUUUCCAGAAUAAUGUAAACGUUGGUGUUUUAACAUUGCCACAUCAAUCUUUAAAAUAUCCAGUACAUCUAAAUAUGAUAUUCAUCAUUCACUAAAAAACCAAAAGCAAUUUAAAAAGCUUAUCUUUAGCACACAAAUUGUACAUCACUCCUUUGUUUAAGUUAGCUCUAGUUCUAAUUCACUUCCCCCACAGAAUUUUAUCCUGAUAUAUCUUCAAAGUCUUUUGUUUACCUAUCAUACUUCUUUGGAAAAAGUGUAUAUGAAAUUAAAAUGUUUACAUUUCCCAUGACCAGAAGGCUCUAAAAGAUAACGUGUCUUGUGGAUUUAUUGUAAUUAUUCAAACAUAAAAGAUCAAAAUCACAUUGAAGUAACAUUUUAUGGAAAUGCUGUCAAUGAAAUGAGUAGAUUUUUUUCAAUUGGCUUAUAUUUUUGAGGAUAGCUCAAAAAGGUUGGGACUCAGCAUCAAUUUUAUUUCAAUUUUUUAUUAUAAAAACUUGUUCACCUUACUGAGUCAGAAGAAAAAAAAAAGAAGAAAUUCUAUUACAGCAGUAUCAGUUAUUUCUUUGGACUCCUAAAUUAAUGCCAAAAAUUACUGUGUACUAUCAUCACAUUAUUAUCUAUCAUCUUUCUCAAUUUGAUUGAAAGAAUAUGAAAACAUCUGACUUUCAAGAUAAUUUCUUGGAGCUACUGCUUUCUCAACUUGAUGUCCAUGUCUUGAAUUGUCACUGUGCUGUGUCAUCCCUGGACAUUUUACACCCCAGAGAGAUGUGCUGUUGUUAUAGCCAGAGGAGAUACAUACCUUUCUCUUGUAAAAAGGGAAAAGGGUGACUGAAAGCUGAAGUGAGAAAGGAGAGGCUGUGCCCACAACAAAGACUUGCUCUUGGGAAGAGCAUUUUUAGGAAAAUGCACCUUUAGAAAAGAGUUUAUCUUAAAUGGAGGACUUGAAAUUUGAUCCCUUGAAAAGUCUUUGGGUUCCCUAGUUUGAAGACCACUGAUAUAUACAUGCUUUUUCUACUGACCUCUAUUCACUCUUAAAAUCCACCCUCCUUGCACCCCUGUCGCCACGCCAUUGAAAAUACUUUUACAAAGGCCAUCAACAAUAUCCACACUGGUAAGUCCAAAUAAACACCAAGACUAAGAAGCAGUUACAAGCUUCAGGACAAAAUAAAAAGAAAUUCUAGGAAGUUAAGGAUAGGGCAUUGCUAUAGAUGUGGCACAGGCCGCAAGUGCAGCUCGGUUCCAAUCCCUGGCCUAGGAACUCCCACAUGCCUUGGGCAAGGUCAAUAAAAAAAUUUCUAACUCUAAUGCAGAAAUCUGACCCAAAGUUGCUCUUAAAGAAUUUUCUCUCACAGUGGUCAAGCACUCUGUGCCCAUUUUAUAGUGAACAUUACUAAUAAAGACCUGGACGUAGGGUACAUUAGUUUAGGGACAGGUCUCCCCAUCCAUCUGGCUCCAAAUAGGAAUGCCACAGUUGUGCAAGAACUUUGAUGAAGCAUCUCACAAGGUAUGGGCAGCUUCUGAAAUGGUAGGAAGAACCGUGUUUUCAAGAUGUAUUUGCCUCAGCCAAUCUCCAUCACACCUUUUUACCAGGUACUAUUUGACAUUGAAGUCUAUUUAUUUAGAAAGGGAAAUUUAAAAUAUUAAGGUAAUGUUUGGCAGAACUCAUUUAAAAAAUUCACUGGUUCCCAAAGAAACUCUUCUUUUCAAAUCACAGAUAAUCAGAGACUGAGCAUAAGAUGUUUUUCAAGGAGGGGAGAGUAGAGCCAACAUUAUAGCUCUUGGUUGGAGAAAACAGUCCUCAGACUUCCAGAACCACCUCUCCAGGAUUUAGUUUUAAAAUGCUGGGCAUUGUCUCUAGGAGCUUUCAAAAAAGUCUCACAAAAUGCAGAAACAUGACUGGUGCAGCACCUUUUUCGGAGUGGAUGGCAUCUUCCGAUAAGGUUUAACUCUUCAUCGCGUCAACCAAACUGAGAAGUCAGAGCAUCUUCUUCUCUCUUUGUAAACAAUAGAUUCCCUCGCCCCGCCCCGGGCUUUUCCGUCUGGGCGCCUCUCUAUAGUGCAGCUUAUGGAACACGAAGAGUAUAUAGCCUAGUAUUAAGCUCUUGACGCCCUUGAAGGUCAUUUAUCACUAACUUCCUCAAUAUAAAGCAUCAAUUCGAAAAACUUGCUUUAGACACUGUUUAGCGAGGGGCGGUAAUAAAUACCCGCUGAUGUAAUGUAGGGGGGUUUUCGUUUAGGAGCCACAGGAAGAAGCCUUGUUAGCAGUGGAAUUCCUUCUACAAAUCGGGGAUGGUGACUCGGGACAUAUUCCGACAGCAGGGGGCUAGGCGAGACCUGCACCGCCAGCGCAGCAACAAACGCCUUCAGGUAUUUGUGGAAAAGCUAAGAGGGCAGGUUUAGGAGCAUGCGCAACAGAUUUUCCGUUGGGAAGCAGUGAGCACGCGCACAGCUGAUUCGAUUCAGGUGAGACUCUUCGGAGCGCGCGCCGUGGCGUCCCGGCUCCCGGUAGCUGUGUGGGCGAAUCUGUGGAUCCCCCCUCCCCCCUUGGCUGGAUUCCAGACUCGUGGAAGAAAGGCUGUGCCCAAAGCAGGACAGAUGAAGAGACAGAAAAAGGUCCUUGUACAGAUGCCAAUGGAGGUGAAGAUUGUACAGUUGCCAAUACAGAGAUGAUCAAUUUAGAAGACCAAGAAAAGACUCUUGUACCCAUGAGGCCUGGCAUUCUUGUCCAGAGACGGGUUAAAGAAGCGACGGGCACAUUAGGAAAUGGAGAGGAAGUGGAGGAUGAAGAGGAGGACAAAAUAAAAGAAAUGCAAAAGCUUGAGAAUGCUGGAGAAAAUCAUCAAGAGAAUGACUAUUUGCUAAAACCACCCAUACCUGUCACUGGAAGUCCUUCGGUCAUUGAUAACCAUAAAAGACCCUUAAAAGGAGUGACGUUUUCUAGGGAGGUAAUUGUUGUGGACCUUGGAAAGGACAACCCUAUAGCCCGAAGCUAUACUCGAUUACAUAAAGAGAGAAAAUGAAGCUCAAAAAAGGCUGAGAGUGGAAGAAAUGUAACCUUAGACUAACAAUGAAAUGGCUGGGGGUCCAAAAUCUUGUUGAAACAGCAAAAUAAUGGAAAAUUAAGGAAAUACAAAUAGUAUUUUACCUUUGUGCAGAAAGAAAUGGACUAUGUGCAAAAUGCUAUAAGUAAAAUACCCAGAGCUUGAAUAUAGAUUUUUAAAAAUUCAAAUCUGAGUUCAAGAAAUUAAUUGUAUUAAGUGUCCUUAAAAUUCUCUCUAAUCAAAGACUGUUCUCACAUGUGAAUAAAGUUAUUUGUGUUUGUGCAAA